Messenger RNA from Cyphomyrmex costatus, 617 nucleotides. It is a transcript of the gene NHP2, whose product is annotated as NHP2 ribonucleoprotein. Bases 104 to 589 code for a protein of 161 amino acids. The record is from RefSeq and is a predicted model, not a curated record. The transcript is spliced from 4 exons. Lineage: Eukaryota; Metazoa; Arthropoda; Insecta; Hymenoptera; Formicidae. Gene Ontology annotation, molecular function: RNA binding.
CUGGUUGCAACAAAUUUGUGACCUGCAACGUCUACGAUACGACCAAUGUAGAAUGGGCUUAAGAACUGACUAUGAAUACCGGCCUUAGUGUCUAACUCUCAAUAUGGCGCCGCUUAUUGGACGCGAAACUGUUAAAAUGGAGAUCGAUUGUAGCGUGGUGAAGAACGAAAACAUCGAUGUUCCAGAAAUUAGUUAUGAAGAAAAGCUACGAUUUGUGAAUGCUAUUUCCAAACCCAUGGCACCAAAGAAGUUAACCAAAAAGAUUUAUAAAUGUAUAAAGAAAGCAUCCAAACAUAAAACUUAUUUGCGUAAUGGUUUAAAGGACGUACAGAAACAUCUUCGUAAAGGUGAAACAGGUUUGGUUGUCUUUGCUGGAGAUGUACACCCCAUAGAUAUUAUGUGCCACUUACCAAUUGUAUGUGAAGACAAAAACAUUCCCUACUGUUUUAUUCCAUCAAGAAUGGAUAUUGGUACAGCGAUGAGUAUGAAACGAGGUUGUCUUAUGGUACUCAUAAAGGAACAUCCUGACUAUAAGGAACUCUAUGAUGAAAUUAAAGCUACAAUGAAAACACUUUCUUCGCCUUUAUAGAUUUCUAAUAAAAUAAAUAUGUUUAUAA